AAUCAACAGAAUGCAAACAACGAAUGAAAUUUACAGAGACGUUCCUUGUAUAAAUAUAAUACUGCGGUCAGACAGCACUAUGAAAUCCACUCAGUAUAAUUGUACACAGAAAGAUGACAGUCAGAAUGAGAAUAAGAAUCAGAGUUCUCCUCAGAGAAGAUAUGAACAAAUUAAUAUAAGCACGGAGAAACAAUUCCAUUCAUUGCCAUCUGUUAAAGCCCAAUGUGAGUCCACAUUGGUUUUUAAUAAUAUUCAAACGAGUCCUUACAUGAGCGAUGAGUUGCCUUCUUAUAGUAUUAAAUACUCUAAUGAAGUACCAGAUAUUGCUAAAAAUCCAAUCGAACUGGUUAGAAAGAAGUUGAUGUAUUCUGAUAACGAUACAAUGAUUAUGGAUACAAGAAUGGUUAGCACAAAGCUGACAGAAGAUUCAAAUGAAGAUGGUAGAGUUGUAGCAGAUGUUAAUAAAACUGAACAAAAGAUUGCAGAUCAUAUUAGGUAUUAUAGAGAAGCAGCAUGGGAAACUUUACCAGUAACAAAAUUAGAAAAGGCUCCAGGAAGAGUGUAUGAAGGUGAAAUAACUUCUACGAGAUCGAAAAGAGCUGAAGAACUUUUAAAAAAAGAUAUCUCGACUUUCGUAGGAGCAAAUUCACAAGCAGAGCAUGAUCAGUUAGGAUAUUUAUGCAGUUGUAAUAAAUAUGAUCAAAAAUAUAAAGCACCGUUUAAGUAUGAGAAAGAUAUAUUUGAUAAAAUUGUAUCUAAAACUAUUGAUACCGGUGAAAAAGAAGAGAAUUGUUGCACUAAUGUUGACCGUGAUUCGAUUAAUCGUACUGCAUUAAAUGUAGAACAAGAACUUAAAUCUAGUAUAAAUUAUAAUUCUAUGGGGUAUUCUAAGUUUAAGAUGGGUCAAGAAACCAAGUAUGAAAAUUUCAUUGAAGGCAAUGCAGUUAAAUUUUUUACCAGCACACCGAAACAAAAAAGUGCGGUUUCUAAAGGUUUAUUAACUGCAAAUAUUCCAAGUUAUUGUUCUAACAUAAAUUGUGAUUCGAGUAACUAUUCUACAAUCAAUUUCAGAUCAGUAAAGCCUGUUGAUGAUUCUAACACUAAAAUUUCUUAUCGUAUUGCUCCAGAAAAUGAAACUGUUUCCCAAAACGUGACGAAAGUUCCCAAUUGUUGCACGAACAAAAAUUGUGAUCCCAUUCAUCGUCGUUUAGCAGGGCGAGGAACUAAAUGCGUGAAUUCGACAGUAAGCUGCAAAUCAAUUGGCACAGUCACUGACAAUUCCUUGUUUACAGACAAGAAUUUGUAUCACACUAGAUUUGAACAGGGAUCUAAAGCAGCAGCCAACACUACAAUGAACAUACUUGAAGGAAUGCUAGUGGGAAUAAAAAACUAUAAUGAUAAGUACAAGAUAAAGUAUGGCAUGCAAAAUUAUCCGCAUAGUAGUGUAAGUCGUAAAAAUAUUGAUUGCAAUGUAGCGGCAAACAUAAAUUCAGUGGACUGUAUGAGGCCAGAAUGCAUAAGAAUGCUGGAGGAGAUCAAAGAGUGCACAAAAACAUUGGAAGAACAGCUGACUAUUAUGAACAAAAAUAUAAAAGCUAAGAAAAGUAGACAGCGGAAAGAUAUAGUUACGCAGGAACCAGAGAAGGAAAAUAUUUGCAUACAAGAGCCUAGCGUCAAAGAUUUUAAAUUUGUUAAGUGUACUCAUGUGGAUUUGAAACUAAAUAAAUUGCCAGACAACCUUUUGCAACAAAGUAAUAAAGAAAUUAAGAAGCUAGAAAAUGUUCAUGGAGAAACUAAAUGUUGCAAUGAACGAGAAAAAAUUUACAGAACUAAGAAAAUGUUUCACAGAUCCGAAAACAAAGAUAAGUUCAAUACAGAACAGUCGUACACCUUAAAAACUGUAGAAAAUACAAAUUACACCUCUGAUUCUUCAAAUUUCAAACCACUUAUAGCCUCCACAAGCAACGACAAAAAUUUAUUAAGCGAAAAGAUGUGUCUCUGUCCUUUUCCUGAUCAGACAAGUAUCUUUUCCAAUAGAAAUUUGAUAAGACUACAGGAAAAAAGGAUUAAAUUAAGUGGAUUAAUAAGCCACCCUUUAAAGAGAGAAGAUCGUACCGUUAGUUUAGGAAACAUAGAACGGUUACAGGAAUGUUGCAAUCGUUCAGAGAAGACUAUUACAAUGUUAUUUUUAACUAGAGGGGUGAACAACUCGUAUUUAAAGUCCAGGUACAAAAGGAUGGAAUUGGAAAAUUUUAAACCUAAAUGCUUAAUAAAUAAAAUUAAUAGUAAAAGCGAUGAAAUAUUAAAGAAGCGCAGAAUGCAAGUGCCUACAAUGUUCAAACAGUUGAAGCCUGUAAAGUGUAAAAUUGAAAAGUGUUUAGAAUCGACAGAGAAUACUGAAAAUAUUUGCAGUCAUAUUAGAAGUCAAUCAAAUUGUAAAAUAUCCAAUUUGUGGACGACUGCUUGCACACAAUCGUCCAAUUUGUACAUCACAUCUGCCACCUCAGUUUCUCGUGUUAGUUUCGCAAGCAAUUUAGAUAAUUGCGCUAAAGAGAGAGCAGACAAAUCUGGCAUAUGUGUAUUAAGUUAAAAGUAAAGUGAAAUUUAUGGUAUUUAUAGUAUUAAGAGGAAUUUGUCUUAAGGGUUUAGUUUUUAGCUUAUUCGAAGUAUUUGUACAAAUAAAAAAUGUCAAUUGUCGCCGAACGAAGACUGAACUUGUAUUUGUGAAUAAUUAUUUUAUAAAUUCGUGGUAAACGAAUUUACAGUACUAAUACUAUAAAGUAAGAAGGAAUAUGUUUAAUGUGUACGAUGAUGUUUAAUAGCUUAAUCUGUGAACAUGGAAACUGUAGUAAUGGCCAUAAUCUGGAGGAAUAAUUGUACAUGUUGAACGAAUAAAUUAUAAGACUAUAUUAAAGUAAUUGUUACUGUAUAGUAGCCAUGACUGAUAGAUUAAGGGCGUAGCAUAUUUUCUAUUGUACUAGGUUUUAUAUUUACUUGUUCAGCAAAUAAUAACGUAAUUUGUUCAUGGAAUAAGAAAAUGAAUUAAACUGUACUCUUUCAGACACAGUUAUCUUUUUCGAAGUAAAAACCUAAGAAAGUUGAUUUAAGAAUAUUUCAUAACCACGAGAAAAAGGUCUAUUAGGUAUCGUAAUACUUCAGCUACCGGGAGAUUAUUAAUAUUAGCUUUUCAAUGAUUCAACAAAUUCGAACUUAACGUUAAUAUCCUUUUACUAUUAGAAUUAAAGCAAAUUAAAUUUUUCAAAAACUGAACUGAGGGUUUAUGUUGAGUAAAAUUGCUGUUAGAGACACAGUGUAGCCAGAGAUAAUUUAUUGAUUUCUGAAUAAAGUUGCUCUCGUUAUUAAGCAAUCUAUGAAAAAAUUCAUUGAAGUACUAUUAAAUAACCACACAUCAGUAGAUAAUGUAUUAAAAUUAUUUGUCCAUCAGCGACAAGUCUAAAGAAAUAGAAUAAACAAUAUCCAAACGAUUUGUAUGUUCAGUUUUUAAUAGUGUUUCUCCUUCGUAUUCAGUAAUUUAUUAUAUAUCAUUCUUUUAUUCCUUUACACAUACGUUUAUGAUCUCGAUGAUCGUACGAAACGUUGAACAUGUAAACUAGGUAAUUACAAAUAAUAAAAAUAAAAAGCCUCUCGAUAA
Messenger RNA from Megalopta genalis, 3652 nucleotides. Lineage: Eukaryota; Metazoa; Arthropoda; Insecta; Hymenoptera; Halictidae. The record is from RefSeq and is a predicted model, not a curated record.